Messenger RNA from Penicillium macrosclerotiorum, 1188 nucleotides. Its product is annotated as glycoside hydrolase family 16 protein. The record is from RefSeq and is a predicted model, not a curated record. The coding region runs from base 1 to 1188 and encodes 395 amino acids. Gene Ontology annotation, biological process: glucan catabolic process. The transcript is spliced from 2 exons. Gene Ontology annotation, molecular function: hydrolase activity, hydrolyzing O-glycosyl compounds. NCBI's taxonomy places the organism in Eukaryota, Fungi, Ascomycota, Eurotiomycetes, Eurotiales, Aspergillaceae.
AUGGAUGACAGAUUACUCCCGCCCGAGUAUGCCAAUCGUUAUAGCGGGGUGACCUCUCAGGUCCCCCAGCUUGGCCUUACAUAUGUUCCCAAGACGCCUAUCGUGCCGAAAGUCACUGGCGCGGCCGUUUCGCCCGAGAGAAAACCUGUGGCUCCGUUAUGGUAUGACCCUCACAGCUGGUCGACACGUAAGAAGAUUAUUUCUGCGGCGAUAGUCCUAGUGAUCGUCAUGGUGAUCGUGGUUGUUGGCACCGUCGAGGGCAUCAGAGUGAAUCGGUAUCCAGAGUAUUCACCGAUCAACUACCAGCUAGUGGACACCUUCGAGGGAACUUCGUUCUUCGAUCAGUUUGAUUAUUUCUCGGGCGAUGACCCAACGGAUGGCUUCGUGGUGUACGUCAACCAGGAGGCUGCCCAGGAUCUCAAUCUGACCUAUGCAACCGACACAUCUGCCAUCCUACGAGUGGAUGCCUUUACUCCCAAGGCUCUGGCGGGUCGCAACUCGGUUCGGAUCGAGUCCAAGGCUAAGUAUGACACUGGUCUCUUCAUAUUCGACAUCAUCCAUACCCCUCAUGGCUGUGGAACCUGGCCGGCACUCUGGCUGACCGACGGGUAUAACUGGCCCACCAAUGGCGAGAUUGACGUUCUGGAAUCUACCAAUGAAGCAUCACAUGGGAAUGAGGUCACCCUCCACACGACUGAGGGCUGCAGCAUGAGUGUCAAGCGUAAGCAAACGGGUACCGCAUCCUACAAGACCUGUGACAAUAGUACGCACGGAAACGCGGGUUGUGGAGUGAUGGGCGACUCGUCGACCUAUGGUCCGAGCCUAAAUGCCCGUGGUGGUGGAAUCUAUGCCCUUGAGCUUCGGGAUGCGGGCAUCCGGACAUGGUUCUUCCCACGCGAUGCCAUCCCAUUGGACAUCACCAAUGCGAACAGCAUGCCUGACCCCUCUACAUGGGGCACGGCGCUCGCUGAUUUUCCCAGUACGGAGUGUGAGAUUGCUUCACACUUCCGGAAUCAGAGUAUCAUUGCGAAUAUUGAUCUCUGUGGGCAACUUGCUGCACAACCUCAGUACUACACGGAGAUGUACAAUUGUCCCGCGACCUGCCCAGACUUGGUUGCCAACUAUCCCAGCCAGUUCGAAGAGGCCUAUUGGGAAUUCAGAGGCUUUCGGGUAUAUCAGGCACAUUGA